Trachemys scripta elegans is the source of this 1397-nucleotide messenger RNA. RefSeq names its product nitric oxide synthase trafficking (gene NOSTRIN). Gene Ontology annotation, cellular component: cytoplasm; plasma membrane. The record is from RefSeq and is a predicted model, not a curated record. Gene Ontology annotation, molecular function: protein binding. Lineage: Eukaryota; Metazoa; Chordata; Testudines; Emydidae.
AUGGGUGCAUAUAAUAGAUACAAAAAUGGGGAUUAUGACAGAGUGUACCAAGAUCUAAAAGCGUUUUCGAAAAACGGAGAGAAUUUCUGCAGACAGUUCAGGUUUGUUCUCCAGCAAAGGGCUAACUUAGAAAUUAGCUAUGCCAAAGGACUGGAGAAGCUUACCAAAGCUUUGGACAAGAUGAAGCUAAACUCUGCAGCCAUUCUGCUUGGAAAUGUUAGUACUGUCGGCACUCUAUACCUGACUUCUUUUUUUAAUUGGUGUAUUUGGCUGGAGGCCAAGAAGAAAUUAAUGCAGUUUACCAAGGAACAUGAAGCACUCUUCCAUUAUGUAGAAAACACCAAGCAAUUUGCUACAGGGAAGAAGAAGCAGAAGUUGCUCAGAAGGCUAGAAAAAUCAGCAACAAAACUAACAAAGGAAUAUGAAGAUUAUAUUAUAUUAUAUCAAAAAAAUAUAACUGGCUACAAAACUAGACCGAGCUGAGAGACAGCUUUAGAAAAUAGCUACCAGAGUAUUCUAGACCUGGAGAAGGAAAGAUUGCAGCUUCUGUGCAAUAUCCUAAAUACUUAUAACCAGCACCUUUCCAGUUUUGGACAAAACUUGGUCGCAGGUCACACAAAGAUUCGCAGUGCCGUCAGCCAGGUGGUUGCUGAAAAGGACAUUCAGACUUUACUGGAAGAAAUGUCAGUGUCCUCUCCUGAAACCUAAUCUAUGUUCUUAUUAACGGAUUAUUAUGUGAAUUCUGGCAAUGCAAGCAACGCAGUUUGCUCUAGCACUUUGCCAGAUCUAAACAAGGCAGCACAGGAAAAAGAAGGUCUGGAGCGGAUGCUUAAAACAUACAUAGACACCCCCCGAUUUUCAGACACUGCUGUGCUCCUGGAGCAGACAAGCCCAAAAACAAGCCUUUUGCGAGCAAACAUCUGCAAACUAUCCACAGUACUAGCAGAACUAGAGCAGAGGCCUAAGCCCAGACAUCCCUGGAGCGACUGUAUCUCCAGCUGGAAAGAGAAGGUUUGUGCCUUUCCACUAUCAAAACGCAUAUAUAGUUGCCACAUGCAUAAAUGUAAUGACAUGCUGGUUAUUAAGGGCCAGAUUUUUAAGAGGUAUGGAGGGGACAACAAUCCUGCAAAUGGUACCUGCAAGGCUUUGUAUGACUACCAAGCUAAAAGGGAUGAUGAGCUAAGUUUGCAAAAAGGUGACUUUAUUAUCAUUCACCAGAAGGAUGAUAAUGGAUGGUGGUAUGGGACCCUAAAGGAGAGAAAAGGUCACUUUCCCACUACGUCUGUAGAAGAUAAGUUCCCUACUUCCAUAGAUGAAACAUCCUCAGAAGCAUAAGAAAAUAACGAAGAUCACUGAGGUGCCUAAAGAUCAUAUUUCUUUAAAUUGUUCAGUUUGUU